Messenger RNA from Aplysia californica (California sea hare), 1872 nucleotides. Its product is annotated as organic cation transporter protein. The record is from RefSeq and is a predicted model, not a curated record. NCBI's taxonomy places the organism in Eukaryota, Metazoa, Mollusca, Gastropoda, Aplysiida, Aplysiidae.
UCCAACGUCUCAGAUCAUCACCAGACGUAAACGCGGAGAAGAGAGUUCAGAAAACGCCUGUAACAGCCAGAUUCAGAUUAUGUUUGCCGCGAGUUCCUGGCAAGACCAGGGGGAAAAAAGCAGGCGCGCGCGCGGCGCGCACGAGUUGAAAAAGUGUGGUCUCGGUACGUACUUUGGUCCAGUAACCUCGGGGGUCCGGUGAACCGUGUGCACGAGUGUUGGGCUUCUCUGGGUUACCACCAUGCUACUCCUUUCUGCCUCCUGCUUUCUCCUGUCCUCCUCCUCCUCUUCCUCCUCCUCCUCCUUCUCCUUCACCCAGUCGGCAGUCUGCGGCGGCACACGCCCGGGCAUGGAAGGAGAAAUAAAAGUGGGGGAGAAAGACCCUGAGGGAGGAAAGAGGGAAAUGUGAGGGGGGAAAAAAGAUCCACAAAACACAGAUAGUAUUGAUUUGAGAAUGAAUAGGCAAGAGAUUUAUAGCAGCGGCUCCUCUCGCUCUCAGGUUGUGUUCUUGUGAGCUCGGGAGAAGGAGGAGGAGGAGGUUUGGCAGAAUGGCGUGGCACUAGAUCUAGUCGCUGUGUAUCAUGUGUUGAUGGUGGUGGUGGUGGUGGUGGUGGUGAUGCUUGUGUUUGUUGUGCGUGUUGUUACUAGAAGUCCUCAACAGCUGUAGCCUAUUUACACGACCGUCUUCGUCUUUUCCUUCUCUAUAUAGCAGUCCGCCCCCUGUCCGCGCGAAACAGGCAAACUGCUCUCAGUGUGCGUGUGAGCCUGUGUAGUUUUCUUCUAGCAGCGCUGUGUUUGAAGUGAGUGGUGAUUCGCAGGGAAAGACAUGACGAUUAGACAUGGGUGCUUGUUUGAGAAUUCUGUCUGGAAGCAGGAAUAAUGACACACGUAAAGCUUUGUAUGCCUAGCAGGAGACACAACAAGGAACGGUACGGGGAAGUAAUGUCUGGAUUUGACAGAAAAGAAAAAUAAAUCCGCUGAAUGACUAACUGUUUUUAAAUAAAUACAGGUUGCAGAUGAAUCGGUCUGUGGUUAUGUUUAGACUGUGGAUUUCAAGCCCCUGCCUGGUCAAGUGGCAAGGUGUGUCAUCAGCAACUGACCACAGACAGCAGUGUCAACUGUUUCAUCAACAGCUCUAACUACACUGCGGCAGUGUCUGACAUUCCUAGAUGGAGACAGAAACGUGGGUACUGCCCCGGCACUGACAGAUACGUGACAUACUAACACCCCCCCCAAUGGACUGUGGACGGGACAAUGCUGCCACCACUCCCCCUAGCGGAACUCUGGCACAGCUCCUCUGGUUACCUCGCUGUUGUGUAGCGUUGGAAGAGUAGUCGCCCUUCCCCGGUGGGCUGUGUAUGCGUUCAAUUCGUGCCCUGAGAGAUUCGCUUUUUUAUUCUCUUCUUGAGUGAGGAUUUGGAAAUUCCUUAAAGGCUCGUGUUCUUCUGCCCCUGGAUCAGUUCUGUGGAUUUUAUGGAUCUAAAGUCCAGUGCUGCCAGUAGAUGCGAAAUCCCCGGCUACGGGAAGGAUAGCUAUGAGAUCCAAGGCCCUGUACACGCGGAGAUCGUGGACAUGAGCAUCCCGCUAGGGGGAGACGACUCCGACGGGCCGUACCAGGAGUGCUACGUGUACACAGACGUGAACGUGACGGCCUUGACCCAUGCACGCAGCGAGAACGUGAGCGGACAGCUCCUGGUCAACGUGAGCUCGCCCGACAGAGGUACCCGCUACUGCCAGAAGUGGGUGUAUGAUACCAGUGAGUUCUACAGCACCAUGAUGACGGAGCUCCCCACAAAGAUCCUUGGGGGUCACACAGAGACUGCGCCAGUCUGCAAGCACGGAGCAGGAGCGGCCCCGGACGGGGGGAUAUGA